GUCAUCCUUUUCAUUGUCAAAAGCAUACACAGUUUCUUUCCAGAACAAUGAGCGUUGUUGGUUUUGAUUUGGGCAACGAGAACUGCUUCAUUGCCGUCGCUCGCCAGGGUGGCAUUGAGGUUGUCGCCAACGAGUACACUUACCGCCAGACCCCGGCUGUCGUCUCGCUCGGCGCCAAGAAGCGCUUCAUUGGCGAGGCCGGCAAGACCGCCAUCCCCACCAACCCCAAGAACACGGUGUACAACUUCAAGCACCUUCUUGGCCGCAAGUACAACGACCCCUUCACCCAGGCUGAGCUCAAGCGCGCCUUCUACCGCCACACUGAGACUGCUGACGGCUUUGUUGGCUUCAAGCUCGACUUCCAGGGCGAAACCAAGACCUUCACCGUUCAACAGAUCAUGGGCAUGCUCCUCACCCAACUCCGAGGCACUGCCGAAAUGAACCUCAAGAUGAAGGUCACGGACUGCGUGCUGUCGGUGCCCAGCUUCUUCACCGACGCCCAGCGCCGCGCCCUGCUGGACGCUGCGCAGAUUGCCGGCCUGAACGUUCUGCGCCUGCUCAACGAGAGCACCGCCACCGCGCUCGCCUACGGCUUCUACAAGACCGACCUGCCUGCGGACACUGAGAAGCCCCGCCACGUCGUCUUUGUCGACCUCGGCGAGUCCUCCCUCCAGGUCUCUGCUGUCGGCUUCACCAAGAGCAACCUGAACGUUAUUGCCUCCGCCUCCGACCCGAGCCUCGGUGGCCGCACCUUUGACCUGCGCCUCCUCGACCACUUUGCCGCCGAGUUCAAGACCAAGUACAAGAUUGACGUCUUCUCGUCGCCCAAGGCCACCAUCCGCCUGCGCGCCGAGUGCGAGAAGCUCAAGAAGGUCAUGAGCGCCAUCACCAACGAGGUGCCCCUCUCGAUCGAGUGCUUGAUGGACGACAAGGACGUCAAGUCGCGCAUGAGCCGCGCCGAGUUUGAGACGUUGGCCGCCGAUCUGUUUGAGCGCAUUGCCGUGCCGCUCCGCAAGGUCCUCGCCGACUCUGGCCUCGCCAAGGAGGACAUUUUCGCCGUCGAGGUCGUCGGUGGCGCCUCGCGCAUCCCUGCCUUCAAGAACCUCAUUCUCGAGAUUUUCGGCAAGGAGGCCAGCACCACCCUCAACCAGGACGAGUCUGUCUCGCGCGGCUGCGCCCUCAUGUGCGCCAGCAUCUCGCCCGUCUUCCGCGUCCGCGAUUUCACUGUUAACGACAUCACCCCUUACGGCAUUGAGCUUUCGUGGCAAAACAAUGGCGAGAACAACACCUCGGACGUGUUCGCCGCGCUCCACGCCAUCCCCUCCACCAAGCUCAUGACCUACUACCGCGGUGAGGCCUUUGAGCUGUCGGCCCAGUACAAGGCCAACCAGCCCACGCUCCCCACCGUCGACCUGGCUGUCGGCCGCUUCCGCGUCGAGGGUGUCACCCCCGAGAAGGACGGCCAGCCUUCCAAGAUCAAGGUCAAGGUCCGCGUCAACCCCAGCGGCGUGUUCAACGUUGAGGCCGCCCACCGCAUCGAGGAGGUUGCCGGCGACGCCGACGUUGCUCCCAUGGACACGAGCGCCGACGACGAUGUCGACACUGAAGCCCCCAAGGACAAGAAGAAGAAGAUUGUCAAGACCCCGCUGACCGUUGUCCCGAUUGUCGAGGCCUCCCUCCCUGCCGACAAGCUCCUCCUCGUCGUCGAGGCCGAGCACCAGAUGAUUGUCUCUGACAAGCUCGAGAAGGAGCGCGAGGACUCUCGCAACGCCGUCGAGGAGUUUGUGUACGAGAUGCGCGACAAGCUCGACGACCGAUAUGCCCCGUACGUUCCCCCGGAAGUCAAGGAGAUUUUCAGCACCGAGCUCUCUGCCACCGAGUCGUGGCUGUACGAGGAGGGUGAGGACCAGGUCAAGAAGGUUUACGUCAAGAAGCUCGAGGAGCUCAAGAAGCUCAGCGACCCCUUUGUCCGCCGCUACAACGAGGCCCAGGAGCGACCAAAGGCUGAGGAGGCUCUCCGAUCCUCCAUCGUCCUCGCUCGCAAGGCUGUCGAGCAGUUCAAGGCCGGCGACGAAAAGUACAACCACCUCGACGCUGCCGACGUCGACCGUGUUGCCGUCGCCAUCGACGCUCGCGAGAAGUUUGUCAACGAGAAGUCUGCUGCCAUUGCCGCCCUUCCUCUGUACCAAGACGCCCCCAUCACCACUUCCCAGUUUGUUCUUGAGAAGGAUACCUUUGAUGCUCUGUGCACUUCCGUCUUCAACAAGGCCAAGCCGAAGCCACCGGCGGAACCCAUGCAGACUGAGUCCCCCGUCCCUGCCGCGACUGAGGAGCCCAUGAAGACCGAUUAAAUGGAGUUCCCGCGCAAAGGCAGACCACAAGGAUUUUUAGAUGGUUUGCUUCUGUAGAAUCGUUAUUGGCUUUGUUUUUCUGUGUGUUGCUUUCUGCAAAUGUUUUUUUAAAUGCCCACCUCCUAAGCCCCGCGCUUGAAACUCGCAAGCUUAUAAAAAAAAAACAAUUCAUGUCCCA
Messenger RNA from Capsaspora owczarzaki ATCC 30864, 2529 nucleotides. RefSeq names its product hsp97-like protein. The record is from RefSeq and is a predicted model, not a curated record. Gene Ontology annotation, biological process: protein folding. Gene Ontology annotation, cellular component: nucleus; cytosol. Gene Ontology annotation, molecular function: ATP binding; ATP-dependent protein folding chaperone. The transcript is spliced from 4 exons. The coding region runs from base 48 to 2351 and encodes 767 amino acids. NCBI's taxonomy places the organism in Eukaryota, Filasterea, Ministeriida, Capsasporidae.